This is a messenger RNA of Liolophura sinensis, 1124 nucleotides long. Its product is annotated as COMM domain-containing protein 10-like. The record is from RefSeq and is a predicted model, not a curated record. The transcript has 8 exons. Bases 190 to 786 code for a protein of 198 amino acids. Lineage: Eukaryota; Metazoa; Mollusca; Polyplacophora; Chitonida; Chitonidae.
AGGAAACUCGAUGUUUUGCAGAGUGAUCUAAAAUCAGAAGAUUCAGGAAGUGAUUCCGUGGACUGUUGAAGCUUUCAUUCUAGUUAGCAUUUGAUAGAAUGGUCUGGUGACAGUUUAUACGUUCGUCACCCGACAGGAGUUGGCCAACUAAAGUCACCUGACAAUCAGACAAAGUGAAAGUGACGAAAAAUGGCGCUCAUGUUUCAAGCUACAGCUAGCAUCAAGAAGGCUGUUUCAAUCAUAAAUGAAAUAGAUCCACCCAAAUUUCCAUUGUUACUCUCUAGAAUUCUCCAGAAACUUCAUCUAAAGGAUGACAGUUCAUUUACUGAAGAUGAAGAAGAAAAACUUCAGUCCACCUUUAAACUUCCAGCCUCAGAUUUACAAUUGUUAAUAGAAGCCUUGGAGUUCUUUCUGCAGCAGGCUGCUUACCACACAGCAAAACCAGCUGUUUUGACUCAACAGUUGCAACAGUUAGAGAUUGAAGAGGAAAAGGUCAGUGUAAUUGUAGAGUCAUGGACCAACAGUGGACGAGAUGUGGUUCAGAAACUAAGGGAGAUAACCAUGGCCCCCAAACAGCUGACCGAUGUUAACUGGAGGCUGAACUUACAGAUGGCUCAAGACAACAAAACCAAGAUGAAAAUGCCCAAUGCUCAGUUUGAACUUGGAAUUAUACAUCAAGAUACACAGGAGAAGGAAAAGGUUAGGAUGGAGUUUACACAUGAUGAGUUGUUUGCAUUCUAUAAUCAGUUGGAGAAGAUACAGAAGCAACUUGAUGGCUUGAGCUGAGACAUUCUGGAUUGAGUGGAUUUCUUGGAAUAAGACAUGAGAAUUGACUGCCGUUCUCAAAUUUCUGUUUGAAACUAGUCUUUGAUGACUGAUAACCACGUGGAAAAAUUUGGAUGACAGACUCGGGCCAUUACGAUUACAACCUGUUGUAUAUACCAGUAUCACGUUUCAGUUUUGGACCAGUGAUAUUUUCAGAAACUGGCCAACAGAGAAAACUGGUUUACAUAUGUACAUAUGGGUGUGAAGUUUUGGGUAAAGCAGAACUUGGGAUCAGUGAAUAUUUAGCAGAAUGUGCUUUUAAGGUGUAAAUACUACAAUGUAUCAGUUCCAUUCUGCAU